AUGGGCUUCGCCCUGGAGGCCAAAAGCCUGGCUGAGGGCUCUGCGGAGGGGGAAUGCUCACCUCCUCCUGCACCCCCUCUUGUGUCACCUGUGCUCACUGUGGAGGGGCCAGGGUUUACCACUGUGGAGCUGUGCCAAGAUGGAGAAGACAUCUGCCUGACAGCAUGUGAGGGAGAGAUGGAGAUGAGUGGCCAGGAUCCAAACUGUGAAGACAUGCAAAGAAAGGACCAAAGGUUGCCAUUCCAGAUCUUCCCAGACCCUGUUGAGGUUGUUCUGGGCCCAGAGACCACCUUGAACAGCCUGGGCCACAACAACGAGAAAGAGCGAUUACCUUCCAUUGUUGUGGAACCCACAGAGGUGAGCGAGGUGGAAAGCGGAGAACUGCGCUGGCCUCCAGAAAACAUGGACAUGGAGGAAGAUGAGGAAGAUCUGUUCUUGGAGCAGUGCAUCCCCCCAGCAAACAUCGCAGACUGGGGAGAAGAGGAGGAGGAAGAGGAAACAACAGUUAUAUUGAACCCACAGCAGGGCCUGACGCUCAUUGACCUUCAGACAGAUGCUUUUAGAGAUGACACUCCCACGCUUCCACCUAGCAGUGCCCCGGCCCUCAACUGACCUAACCUCUGAGAAGUCUGCACCUCUGAUUGCACUGGCUCAGUGAUGUCAUGGAACUACGUGAGAACCUCCUGUCAUGGCAACAAAAAUUUGUAGUUUGUGCUCUGUUCAUAUUCUACAUUUCAUCUCCCGAUGAUGCGGGUAAUAGACUGUCAUUUAUUCAAUUUAUCUUUCAAAGAUGAUCAUUUCGACCCCCUGUUGGCUCUUGAGGACAUUUACCUGGUUAUACCCUCUGUGUGUAUCAAAGCAAUAUCAAAAAGAAGAGUUGGAUUCUUCUCUGUGGAUCUAUGGUUUUGCUGUUCUCAAUCAGUACAGCACUGUCAAACAUGAAAUGAUUUAAGUCUAGUGAUUAUAUUUCUUUAUGAGGCAGUGAUGCAGCAAUUAGUCAUUCCACUAUGUUGUAUGUAUGCGAAUGAUGUUGACUAAUGUUGUGAUCAGCAUUUUCUUAAAAGUUACACAAGUCCCCGAUCAGAUACUGUUUUCUCAUCUUUGUUGGACAGGAAUUGGACAUUCAAUUUGUUGACAUGCAUGCUGAACAAAACAAAAAAGGGAAGGCAGCUCUAGUUGCUGUUCAUCAGAACAUGUAGAUGUCACCAUUGAGAAUUGUAGUUUGUAGCUUUAUAUGUGUGUAGGAUGAAUUGUGAAUAACUCGUAUAUAAGGGAAAGCUGUGGUGUUACUGUACAUCAAUUUUAUGAACUUCAAAAUAAAGUAUUGUGUCCCACUGA
Notolabrus celidotus (New Zealand spotty) is the source of this 1338-nucleotide messenger RNA. RefSeq names its product LBH regulator of WNT signaling pathway, like (gene lbhl). The transcript is spliced from 6 exons. The coding region runs from base 1 to 612 and encodes 203 amino acids. Gene Ontology annotation, biological process: positive regulation of DNA-templated transcription. Lineage: Eukaryota; Metazoa; Chordata; Actinopteri; Labriformes; Labridae. Gene Ontology annotation, cellular component: nucleus. The record is from RefSeq and is a predicted model, not a curated record.